UUGCGCGUGCGCGCUGACAGCCGCUUGUAGAGUAACUCAGAUCGCCAUUAUGGAUCCAGUCUGGAGGCAGCAGGGACGAGGUCGGGGUCAGGGUCAGGGGAGAGGUCAGGUGACCGGUAACCCCUCAUCAGGACGUGCACGGGGAGCUGUGGGGUCACAGGUCAAAGCGUCGUCUCAGUCUAGGUUUGAUGAGAUCCAGAAGUCAGACCGGGCGGCUGCUCAGAGACUGACCACAGACACGUACAGCUCUUCCUCCGAGGAUGAGGAUGAUGAUGAUAGUGAAGAUGGAGGGAAGCGGGGGAAGAUUCUCAAGUCUGCUCUGUCUCCAUAUGCCUCUCACACAGGUGACACCGAUGGCCGUCUUCUGGAGCAAACACGCCAUUAUCUACAUGAAGUGUGUCAGUCUGGAGGAGUUACGUGUCUCAUCUGCAUCGCUUCUGUUAGAAGGACGCAGCCGGUGUGGAGCUGUGUGGGCUGCUACUGUAUCUUCCAUAUAACCUGCAUUCAGAAAUGGGCCAAAGACUCCAUCUUCCUGGUGUCCUCAGUGACUGACGAGGAUUUUGGGAAAAAGGAUCACCCGUGGCCAUGCCCAAAGUGCAGGCAUGAGUACAGUCCUCAUCAGACGCCCACUCGCUACUACUGUUACUGCGGGAAAGAGGCGGAGCCUGCACCAGACCCCUGGCUCCUCCCACAUUCCUGUGGCCAGGUGUGUGGCCGAGAGUUCAAACCUUCAUGUGGACAUCGCUGCCUACUGCUGUGUCAUCCAGGCCCGUGUCCCCCCUGCCCACAGAUGGUGAGUGUGUCGUGUCUGUGUGGGAAAUCGUCUCGUGUUCCUCGCCGCUGCAGUGCUAAAGCCUGGAGCUGCACCAAGAUCUGUGGACGGAAACUGCCGUGCCGAACACACACCUGUGCAAACACCUGUCAUGCAGGCGAGUGUGCGGCAUGCCCGAGGGUCAGUCUGCAGGCGUGUGCGUGUGGCCGACAGCGAGCAGAGAGACCCUGCGCCAGUCCAGAGUGGCACUGUGACCAGGUGUGUGGUCGUCCGCUGUCCUGUGGGAAUCACAAGUGUGAGCGUGUGUGUCACGCAGGUGUGUGUGGAGAAUGUCCUCGUGCAGGAAAUCGCUCCUGUUCUUGUGGAAAGACAAAGAGUGUGUUGCCAUGUACUGUGGAUGUACCCACCUGUGGAGACACCUGCGGGAAGAACUUGGACUGUGGUUUACACACCUGCUCAAUGCGCUGCCACAGAGGAGCCUGUGAGACCUGCCGACAGGAAGUAGAAAAGACCUGUCGAUGUGGCCGUUACAGCAAACUCCUGCCUUGUCAUAAGGAAUAUCUCUGUGAGUCCAAAUGCAACAAGACUCGGGCCUGCAGCAGACACCAGUGCAAGAGGAAGUGUUGUCCAGGAAACUGUCCUCCGUGUGACAUGAACUGCGGUCGCAUGUUGGGCUGCAGGAACCACAAAUGCCCAUCCGUGUGCCAUCAAGGCAGCUGUUAUCCAUGUCCGGAGAUGGUCAAGGUUGGUUGUGAGUGCGGCUCCACCGUGAUCUCUGUACCCUGUGGGAGAGAGCGAAGCACCAAACCACCUCGCUGUAAAGAGCUCUGCAAGAAACCUCCGUCAUGUCAUCACGCAUCUCAGGAGAAGCACCGCUGUCACUUCGGCCCUUGUCCUCCCUGUAAGCAGCCUUGUCAGCUGACGUUAGCAGGCUGUGUGCACUUGUGUCCCGCCCCAUGUCACGACCAGGUGCUGGUGAAAGCCACUGACCGGGCUAAUUUGGCUGGUCCGUGGGAACAACCCUCGACUCCUGCAUUUGUGCGGACGGCUCUACCAUGUCCUCCCUGCUUGGUUCCCAUACCAACAGCCUGUCUGGGAGAACAUGAGGUGAGUCCAGUACCGUGUCACGCCCGUGGGCCGUUCUCCUGCGGCCGGUUAUGUGGACGAACUCUAUCUUGUGGUAACCACAAAUGCAGUCUGGAGUGCCAUCAUGUGACCCCCACACCCAACAGCGAUAAGACUAUGGCUGGUCAGGAGUGUGUGCGCUGUGAGGAGGGCUGUGUGAAGCCCCGUCCUGCAGGCUGUGCACACCCAUGUGUUCUGCCCUGCCAUCGCUCCGCCUGUCCUCCCUGUCAGCUGAUGCUCCGCCAGCGCUGCCACUGCAAGAUCUCCAGCCUCUACAUCGAGUGUCUGAAGUUUACAUCUGCUGAUGAACAAGACAAACAGCUGCUGAUGUCCUGCCAGAAUCAGUGUCCAAAACAGCUGCUGUGUGGCCAUCGCUGUAAGCUUCUGUGUCACGCCGGUGAUUGUGACCAGAACUGCGGUCAGAAGGUGAAGAUCAGGUGUCCCUGCAAGAGGAUCAAAAAGGAUUUCCCCUGCUCUCGUGUGCAGUCGCAGGACGGUUUGCUGGUGUGUGAUGAGACGUGUCAAACGUUGCAGAAGAAGCAUGCUGAGGCUUGUGCGGCGGAGGAAAGAGCCCUGCUGGAGGGAGAGAUGAGGAAACAGCAGGCUGAACUGGAGGCGUUCGAGAAGCGCCAGAAAGGACGAAGGAAGAAGAACCGGAAAGUCACUGAGGUGGAGAUGGACGAGGGGGUGUGGCACAGAUAUAAGCUCCGCCUCCUGUUGCCCUUCUGUGGUGUUCUAUUGGCUGUAGCAGCGUUCUAUCUGCUGAAAUUGACCAAUGAGGUGACGGACAGUGAGAGCGCUGGUCACUAAACACACCCCCGCUAGACAAACGUGAACGUCUGCAGUGUCCUCAAUAUGGCCGAUGUUUUUCUUAUUUUACGAACUAAAUCUCUCAUUUUGAGGGUUUUCCUCCUUUAAAGGGGCGGUUCACACAAAAC
Molecule: messenger RNA, 2835 nt
Organism: Danio rerio (zebrafish)
Lineage: Eukaryota; Metazoa; Chordata; Actinopteri; Cypriniformes; Danionidae
Source: RefSeq, a predicted model, not a curated record